Messenger RNA from Plasmopara halstedii, 1941 nucleotides. RefSeq names its product RNA polymerase II C-terminal domain-binding protein RA4, contains RPR and RRM domains. Gene Ontology annotation, molecular function: metal ion binding. NCBI's taxonomy places the organism in Eukaryota, Oomycota, Peronosporomycetes, Peronosporales, Peronosporaceae. The transcript is spliced from 8 exons. The record is from RefSeq and is a predicted model, not a curated record. Bases 1 to 1941 code for a protein of 646 amino acids.
AUGGGGGGUCACGACCACCAUCGCGAGGGUCACAAGAGCUCGCGAUCGGGUUCAUGGGAAGGCUUUGACAAGAUGAAGCAAGCACUAGAUGGUCUGGCUACAGCAAAGGGCGUAUCACAAAGCCGCAUUGGUGCCGUAGCCAAGUUGGCAGCACAUUACUCGAAGUUUUACAAGCACGUAGUGCAUGACAUUGAAAUGUUUUUGUGGAAGGCAGAAGUUGAGCACCGAUUGGCUGGGCUUUAUGCUAUUGACGCCAUUAUCAGACAUUCUCAUGCGAAUAACGACCCGAAGGAGUCAUAUGUAAAGCGAUUUUUUGUUCGUAUGUCCGACACGAUUGCCGCAGUAAAAAAAGUGCCAGAACAAUUGCAGCCCAAAGUUCGGCAUGUGAUUGAUGAAUGGCAGAAGCGUGGAAUUUAUACAUCCAAGCAGAUUGAAGAUGUUGGUGGACGUGAAUAUCUUUCCCAAGGACAGUCAGAAAAUCUUACGCCUCGUACAUCUCCGGGAAAGUUAGCGUCAUUACUAUCAAUUAUCAAGCAGAAAAGAGAGGAGAACGAGCAGGCCAGUGAGCAACAUGGGCAACCACGGAUCAACAACUCUCAUCAUAACGGACGACUGCAAAAAGAUAACAUUGAAGGAUUGAGCCAUCAAAGUUAUAGUGAGCGACAACUCGAUGACAAACGAAGUGUCGGAAUUAUGGGUGAUGCACCUAAUCUUUAUAUCGGAAGCAAUCACAUGCAGAGGAAUAUAAACGAACGUCCUGAUGAUUGUAACGAUCGUGAUUUAAAAAAGGCUCGUGGAUCCCGAUGGGGUCCGCCUAAAAUGGACAAAGUUCCUUCAAACGAUAGACCAACUCCAGUAAUUACGUCUUCUGAACGGGACGGAAAUUAUCGUUUUGAUAAUAGCUCUGUUCAGGGCUUAACAUCAGGAUCAUCUUAUCAGCCUUCUUUGUUACAAACUCCCCAUGGAGGCCCACCAAGACAUGAAGAUUGGAACAGAAAUACACCUUCUCUUAGCACUGGCACAGAGUGGCCGCGUGAUAACAUGCUCUCUCCGCAACAAGGAGGCCUUAUUAGACAGAAUGCAAACCCAUUCCAGCAGGGCGGAAUGCAACCGAUGCCAUUUACUGGCUCCGACGAUCGACGAAGUCCUGGCCACCGCGUGCCUGGAACUUCUGGGGAGGUUUGUCGCAAUUAUUUAGCAGGAAGAUGCUCUUUUGGUGAUCGUUGCUGGCACAUUCAUGACCCUCAGGCCGCUCCGUCCGUUGCAAGUCGUUCAGAAUUUGCUGAAAGUAAGCACAAAACUGUGCUAUGUAACAAUUUCCCGCUGGGAACGUGUCGUUUUGGAGAUAAAUGCAGCUUUGCUCAUGGAGAAGAAGAGUUAGAAAAGUCGAAGCGAUACCCGUUAAGACCCACUGCUCAAAAUGAUGCACUAAAUGGAGGCCGCUGGCAACCGUCGCCCGGUUUGCGACAAGGCAUGGAGCCGACAAAUGUUUACGUUAAUGUACUCGCUCCUUCCUCUCAAGCUAGAUCUUACGGAAAUCCGCAAGUAUAUAAUGAACAACACGGUGACCGAGGCAUUAAAGGAGACGAUUCUUCUGUAUCUUAUGCUAAAAAUGCCACCUCGCCUUCGUUGAGUGUACACCGAUUGCCGCCACAAGUCCAUUCAGCAGCACCUCCACCGGUCUAUCAGGGGUCAUACCCUUCGGUUCCAUAUGGUGCUGCUAUUGGUAGCAUGACUUUUGCGAAUCAAGGUCCAUCUUACUCCAACGGAGACCAAGAUCGGACCCAUGUCUCAUCUAAUGUCCCCGUCUUACCAUCUCCUGCAUCUAAUAGUCAAUCUUAUGGAGACCAGCCAACCCCUAGCACCAAAGUCCUAGCUGAUGAUGACGAAGUCGAAACGGCUGAGCCUGAAUUUACUCUCGAGUACGAUGACGACGACUAA